ACUGAAAUAGCAACAUUAAAACACCAUGGGAAACUGAGCUGACGAGUUCAAACUGAAGCUUGGGUCCAGUCUCGUCGCCGAAGAUGGAGUACGAUUCGGCAUCUAGCUGUGAGGACCGUCUACUGGACCUGGAGUCAUCGAAACGUCACCGAAAGCGCCUUGGAAAACGAUCCCUGCGGCUUUACCCCACCGACUCCUGCCCCCCGUCGAAAGACAGCCCCUCGAGUUCGAGCCAACAGCCUAUUCCCCCACGUGCAUCAGUAAAAAUAAUCGAGCGCUCCCUCUCUUCCCAAGUGAUGGAAUAUUACCACAAGUACUCACAGUCCUCCAACCUGGACCGUUACUUCUCAAUGCCAGGUUCAACCUUUAGCACCGAAGCCUACAAGAAUUACCUGAAGUCAACAGAUUCCCAAAAGCCUUGGGACCACCUUCAUCAAAAAAACCCGAUGAAUUCUGACAAUGCUUCAUUGAUACCAGACAUACCACGGGAACGACGUCGCUGGGUGCGUCCUCCACUGAUUGGUCAGCCCUCAGGAGCACCCGAGAUCCUUCCCACCACUUACCACGAUUCCCUGGAGUCGACAGGAGCGACACCAGAGCCUGAAGACAAGAUAAAUCCCCAGCAGGACUCAGAAAUCAUCACUGAGGACAGAUCAAAUCAGCGAAAGGAGAGUUCUUCCUUGGAAACAGCUGAUCGUGAAGCCAAAGCAGCGUCUCCAACGUCUAGUGUCACUUCUCACAAGCCCCUGGAAUGGGACAGUGGUGCAGACGUUGGAUACAAUGCCCUUACCAGGAACAAGGAGAAGGAUCGAAAUAUGCUGUGUACCAUUGAACGAAUGGCCCUCGCCAGGGGAUUGUGCUCAGCAGCUCUAAGAUUAGACCCUGAAGGCACCACUGGCUCCACAGCAGAUCCUGGGGGCACUCAGAAUAAUUCCCCCUCGAGAUCCAACAGAAGGCAAUCAAAACCAGACGCCCAUUCCACUCGAAUAAUCAACGACGCCUCUGAAUCCGAAGGAGAAAUCGAGAUAACUCCGAUCGUCAAGACGAAUCUCCCUGGGAUCAUCACUGGCAAAGUUACUGGCACUCAAGACAUCACCCUGAAGUCCCUAGUUCCCAGGAAAUUCUCGGAGGACAACGGAAAGGACAAUGAGAAAGAGACACCAAAAAUGGCGGAUACACCGAAGACCUCUCAACCAGGAAAAUACAAAUCUGCAAACGAGAGAUUUGCCAAAGCUCGUGAUCUCAAGGAUUUCCAGGAUUCUUCCAUGAAGAAGAGUGCUUCCAUGAAUGUUCUCGCAAUGCCUCUGAUGGCUGUAUCCCUGAAACGAAGUCAGAGUGAAUUGAAUUUGAGGGAGAACGAGGAGACCAAGAGAACCGGUCAAGGUCCCUUAAAUUUCGCCUCUACUUCAUCGAUAGUUACGAUUGUCAAUAAGCCCCUGACCUGUGACAAGGACAUACAAACGACCUUCCAAGAGACGCUCAGAAAGGAAUCAAUUGGUAUCCAAGUGUCCUCUAUUGAGGAUGAGGAGAAAUCAGUAGAUGCGUCAAAAUGUCAGGACAACUCUCCAGAGAAUUCCAAUGAUUCAAAUAACUCGAACAAUUCAAACAUUUCGAAAAAAUCCCAAAAAUCAAAAUAUUCAAACACUUCAGAAACUUCGCAUCCCUUGAACAGCAAGUCAUCUCCCCAGGAAGAUGAUAAACCGCCCCUUCCGAAGAGAAUUAGCAGUCUGUCCCAACGUCCCCAAUCGAUCCUGAAGAAUUCGAGGAGUGAUUCAACCCAGAGCAAAAAGGACUCUCGAUCGGACAGAAAUACUUCCUCAGAAACGCCAUCCGAGACCGAUGCAGGUCGUGCGUCCCACAGUUUCGAGUAUUUCCCAGGUCACGUGUACCAGAAUGUCCCAGGUGAGAGCACCUCCCACGUGUCAUCAGUCGACACUCGACACUCUCACUCGACAAUGCCAAACACAUCCUCGAGCCUCGACGAGAAACUCUGGGGUGACUCGGACAGCCUCCUCCAGGAUCUCGAACGAAGCCUCAACAUCCUGAAGAGUCUCGUCGACGCCAACAAGUGCGAUAAACACGUGAAAAAACGAUUGAUUCAUCACGUCAUAAAAAGACUAGUCUCCGCCAAAUACACAGACGACAAGAUCUCGCACGAUCUUGAGGAGACAGUACCCUGGAAUCCCGACAAUGCACGAAAUAAAGUCUACAGAACUGAGAUUAUCCAGGCUCUGGCUAAAAAGCAGAAGCCAUCGAACAGUACAGAGGAGUCCUCUGAAGAGUGGAAGCCGAGGAAGUCGUCGUCCUUCUCGAAUAAGCCUCAGGAUAACUCCAGGGUCCUCAAGGAGAUGAUUCAGCUAGUGGCAAGCAGUGAGAAUAGCGAUCUGUUCGAGGGAAGGCAUACGGACAGGACAGAUGGCAUGCAGGAUGGGAGAAAAGCAAGAAUGGGGCUGAGGAGUGAGGACAGACAUCGACAUCUCCAGCGAGAGGUACCCCUGGACACUGAGAAGAGCGAGAGCUCAGAGUGUUUCCUACCCCAGCAAAUCCCUUACAAGAGCAACACUGAUAACAAGAGUGGAGCUGGUAAGACAGCACAGUCCAGUGGAAAUACAACGACUCAACGACGAAGAGGUGGUGAUGACAAGAUGGAUUGGAGAUUACCUACUACCAUGUCUGAGAGAAGAUUUGAGCUCGAGAGGUGCAACUACAGGGCUGGAGCUACCACGAGAUUAAUUGAUUACGUCGAGAUGGAGAAGAAGAAUCAACUGGUGUGGAUCAGCAAUGAAAUCGAUCAUCUCUCGAACCUAAAAAAAUUGCUGGAGGAACCUAAGAGGUACAGCAGGAGUUGCAAGGGCUCGAGGAAGAGUGGUAAUGAGGAGAAGAUCGACUCCGAUGAGUACUCAGAGAGAAUCAAUGACGAAUGGUCCUCGCAUGGGAAUCUGGCUGAUAGGAUGGAGGUGGGGACCAGGAAGAAGAACAGUUGCACUCAGACUCUGGGCCAAGGGAUUUCCAAGGAGGAAAAAGAGAGCGACAUUGUCGAUGGGAUGGAGGGCUUGAUGAGGGAGUCAGGGGGGGAGGUUGUCAGUGAUUGUGGUGGUGGGAUCACGGAGUCCUCGAGGGGUCCAUCGCCCUCGUGGUCACCCAGGCGAAAUUGUCUCGUUCAUGGAAACAAGAGGGGUGUCUGCAAGUGUCAGAAACCAAAUUCUUCGUCCUCGGAUGCUGGGGGAAUGGGGCUCAUCAGGGGAACUGGGGGAAAUGGGGAUAGGAGGCCUCGGGAGAAGGUUGGACAGGGAUCGAAUAAGGUAGAUACCAAGAAAGAGGCGAAGAACAGGUUGAAUGACAAGUGCAGAUCUGAGUUCAGCGUCACUGAGUAUCAGGAGGAGUUCGUUUCCAGGGGAAAAAGCCACUGCAGGGGCUGCAGGUGUGGGGGGAAUGUUUCUGGAGGUGAGAGAGCUCCGGGGAAAAAUAAUGGGGAGGUGAGGGACAGGACUCGUUCCAGGGAGAACAGAAAAUCUGAGGAGUGCACCUGCGAUGAGAAUUCACGGCGGGAUGAGGGCAGGGAGUUGAGGAGUUGUCGAACUUGUGGCACUGUCUACACAUCUGUGGAUAAGAAGUGUCAGUGCAAUUUGAGUUAUGUCAAACCAAUUGCUUAUGAGUUGAAUUUUAAGGAGCCGAGGAGUCCACAGGGGAGGAGAGGCUCUUCCUCGAGGGGGGAGACAACCAAUUCAGAGGGACACUCUUGUAAAUCUGACAAUUGCUAUUGUCAACCUCCACAGCCUCAACUCAAGGAUUAUUUGACCAAAAAUAAACCAGAGUUUGUUGAUAACGUGGAGACCAGGAAGAGAUACAUGUCAGAAUUGUCGCAGCUGAGGCAAUUGAAGAAGGAGAAGAGAAUGCAAUUCCUCGCUGUAGCUUCACCAGGUAGUUUAAUUGCAUCACCAAAAAAUGUCAAAGCAACUGGUAAGACCCAGAAAAAAAUCAGCGAUGAGGAGAUGAAGAUGAGAUUACGCCAUCGGUACCUGAGGCUCAAUGAGGUGAGGAAUAAACGACGACAGAAGGAGAAGGAUGAGGCUGCCAAGAGAAAUCACCUCAUGGCCAAAAUAUUCUGCAAAAAAUUGCAGCAAAAAGUUCUUAGGGGAGACGUUGAUCUGUCACAAAGUGUUAGUGUUAUUUCGAAUUUAUAACAAUGUGAAAUUGUUUGAGGUGGAGAUAUUUAAUGUGAAAACUAUUAUACAAAUUAGAUAAGUACCCACCGAAAUAAUGCUCGUUCAGCAUCAUAGGUUUAUUGUGUGUUGGAUUUUUAUAAUUCGUAAGUUCUGUAUUCUCGAGUGACCUUCCAGUUUUAAGUAGAUUAAUAGAUGCUAGAGCAUAGACUGAAAUAUUUUUUACUACAAUGGCAUGUAAUUUCUGAUUGAAAUACAUUUUUUUGAUA
Messenger RNA from Fopius arisanus, 4432 nucleotides. RefSeq lists its product as uncharacterized. Lineage: Eukaryota; Metazoa; Arthropoda; Insecta; Hymenoptera; Braconidae. The coding region runs from base 84 to 4184 and encodes 1366 amino acids. The transcript has 4 exons. The record is from RefSeq and is a predicted model, not a curated record.